This is a messenger RNA of Girardinichthys multiradiatus, 9785 nucleotides long. RefSeq names its product zinc finger protein 638-like. NCBI's taxonomy places the organism in Eukaryota, Metazoa, Chordata, Actinopteri, Cyprinodontiformes, Goodeidae. Gene Ontology annotation, cellular component: nucleus. Gene Ontology annotation, molecular function: nucleic acid binding; zinc ion binding. Bases 144 to 8996 code for a protein of 2950 amino acids. The transcript is spliced from 22 exons. The record is from RefSeq and is a predicted model, not a curated record.
AUGGCUGGAUUCAUGCAAACUGAAAAAUAAACCUCUGCUUUGGCUAAAAGAAAGCCAAAGAGGUGUGAGUGUUACCGCUAAAUGCAGGAAUAGGUUGAAAUCUGAAGAGUUUGUCCAGUGUUUGUUUAGGUAAAUGUUUCUGGAUGAUUUUGGAAAUGUUUGAGGAAAAGAAGGCACUCAGAUCUCCACAGCAGAGCAACACCUCAAAUAUUAACAGAAACAAAAUCCAGAACUUCAAACCAGGAAAAACCAACACUGCCUCAACCAACGGCAACGUCAUCCAUCCUCCACAGAGCUUUUCUUUGCUUUUGGAGAGUUGUGCCCCGUGUCCUGCUCCAGGGCCCCUAACAAGCCCACUUCUCAGCGGGCUUCCUGGGAGCUCGCCACUGACAGGAAGGCAAGCUGCUUCUUUGCAGUUGGCCCAACUGAAGGCUCAGCUAGCAUUAACGCAGAUGAACAAUGUUCUCGGUGUUGGUGGCCGUGCUGCAACCUUAACAGCAAACUCCAACACACCUGCUCCGUGCUUACCCACAAAACCACCUUCGCCGACUGCUGUGGCCAUCAAUCUCCUGAACCUUCUGAAGAUUGCUAACACCAUGUAUAAUCCCUUUGCCCCUGGUAAACAGAUUUCCCCCCAGGGGCCAUAUGGAGUCUCCAGUGGACAGAUGGAGAGGGACCCCCGGAGGCAAUUGCCUCACCUUGGCUCUGGAUCCAGCUUCAGCUCUUCUGGAAAUUCUUCUGUCAAUCGUGGGCCCACUGGUGGACCUUUACCGUCCCUUCUGUCUUUACAAGUAAACUACAGACCUGAGAGAAAUAAGAUAACAGUAGAUGAGGACAUAGACAGAUGUUUGGACUUGAAUAUCAGCAGAGCCAGGGAGGAGGUGAUGCAAAAUCCUUCACGUCAAAGCUCCCAAUUUACCAAGGCUCAAAGAGACACGUUUCCUUCCUCUAACACAGGGAUGCCCUCGUAUUUGAAGUCUCCUGCUACUGAAGUAAAAAGACCCUUCACUGUCGACAGUGGUAGUAGCAGUCUGGACUGGUUGCCUAUCUGCCAAAGGGCUUCAGAAGAUGAGUCGUCAGAAAUGUACUCAUCUGCUUCCUCCAGCUUUCUAGGCAGUGGUGACGGUAGGUUCAGUACCUCCAGUGAAGGAAAACAUGACAUGCCAUCUAUUCCAGGGUUGGGUGAUUACGACAUAAAAAUGCCCGCUAAGUCUGCGCCUCCUAGGGAAGCCAUUCGCCCCAAGUACACUUCAGAAUCAGCUUCUAACAUCCUCCUGCACUUUGGUCUUGAAAAGGAAGACUUGGAACACCUAAUCUCAUACCCUGAAGACCAGAUCACACCUGAGAACCUGCCUUACAUCUUAAGCCAAAUCCAACUGGAGAAGGGAAAGAGAGCUUCAACUGCAGCUCAGUCAAAACCCUACAGCGAAGCUCAACCUAUCAAGUUGAUUACCUCCAGGGGGCCAAUGUUGAAUCCAGGUCAACUAUCAUCCACAGUUCUUAAACCAAGUAAAGUGAUUGAUUAUGGACACACUGGCAAAUAUACCACAGGGGUUGGAGAUGAAGUUGGAAGAGCUUUUGGCAGCUCAGCUACGACUGGUUUGAGUGGAGGUUUGUUGCAUACAGACACUUUCAAAACUGGCGGCCGUGUCAGAGAGCCACCUCAAAGAGGCCCGACGGAGCUGAAGACCGGAUCGUAUGUUUCUUCACAUGGCCAGAUGAGUUCUGUCUCCAGUGUUGAUUCAUUGAGGAGCUCUGUGGCUCCUUCAAGCAGCGAUCCAUCUAAAAAAUUUGAAGUCCGAACAAACCAGACUUCAAAGUCAGUCUUCCCAUCAUUCGGAUUGCUGAACAAGAACACAGAUUUAAGACAAGUCCAGUCCAAAGUCCCCCAAACUCCUCAGAAUCAACCAGAGCCAGCCCGCCAGGCGUCCUUCAACGUCCAUCCAUUCAAACCAUCCUGUAAUUUAAUUCGUGGAGCUCAUCCUGGGCGUCCUGGCCUCGUUCUUAUUCAUAGAAACGACACUCGCAGCAGCAAUCAGAGCAACACUCAAGGACAAGUAUCAAAAGUUCCUGAACAGACGAAUAAGCUGCCAGCACAGCAGCCGAAGCAGCAGCAAACUCAACAGCAUCAAGCACCGCCACCACAGAAGCAGCAGCUCCAGAUGCAUCAGCAGCCGAUUCAGCCAUUGAAACAAGUACAACAACCUCCACCACCCAAAGGUCUUCCUGCUGCUAUGCCAGCUCCGUCAGCUCUCAUCCCAGUUCGUCCUGCUCCACCGAUACCAGCCCCAGGCCGGAUGGAUACCGUGCCACGUGUGCCACCUCCAGUUUUCAAGGACCUGACAUCAGUAGCAAAGAUGGGUCCAUCCAAACUUCUGCCAACACCUGCCAUGAUGCAAGACUACGCUGCGGCAACACCAAGAAUAUUUCCUCAUACCUGUUGUCUUUGUAUGAAAGAAUGUACCGAUAUGAAGGACUGGCUCUCCCACCAGAAUACUAGCCUUCAUCUUGAGAGCUGCAGACGGCUAAGGGGACGAUACCCUGAUUGGGAUGGAAACACACUAGAUUUGUUGAGUGCUGCGGGUAAAGGUACCCAACCCUCGCUCACAACUGUUGGCCAGAAUCUGCAGAACCGUCACCAGAAGUCCAUACGUGAAACCCGUUCUCAUUCGCUCAGCCCUCACCACCAACGUGGGCCAGAGGAUAGAAAGGAAAAACAAUCAAGCCGCUCUCGAUCACGUAGUCCACAACGCCAUCAUGCCUCCGAAGGUCAAAGAGAGAGACGAAAUAGCCGAUCGCCGCUCACCUACAGGCACUCUCGCAGGUCUCGCUCUCGUUCCUACGAUCGCCCCACCUCGUCUCGGCACCGCUCGCGUUCAAGGAGUUACGAGAGACGAUCCCCUCCCAGGAAGAGAGAAGCCAAAAGGUCCUCACCAAGGAGAAGUUAUGAGCAUCGAUCAUCUCCAAGAAGAAGUGACGAGAAACGCUCACCGAGGAGAAGCCAUGAAAGGCGGUCUCCCGCAGAGAGAUCAGUACCUCAGUGUAAGAGGUCCAGAAGUGCCGACAGACUGGCUAAGAGACUACUGGAAACAACAGCUGUUCAGUCUCUGUCCAAACAGUCUGACCUGGAGGCCAUGGUUAAAACUCUGGCUCCUGCAUUACUGGCUGAGCUGGCUAAGAUGAAGUCAUCCUCCUCUUCAAACACAGAAAAGAAGACAUCUUCUACUAAACCAACUAAAGCCAAGACCAGCUGUCCAAAGAGCGGGACAAGUCCUUCACCAAAUCCUGUGUCUGCUGAAUCCUUACCUCCUGACAAAGUGCGGCUCUCUAGCGUUUAUACUUCUCUUUCCCGCGUUGAUGUGUUUGAUGCCAUGGAGAAAUUCGGGCGAGUCAGAGACGUGGCUUUAUUCAGAUCCACACUAAACGCAGUCGUGCAUUUUGAGAAAGAGGAAGACGCAGAGAAACUGAAGAGCGUACGAAGCUUCCAAGUGAAGGGAUUGACUGUCUAUGUUGACAAGAAAAUGAGCACUGCUGCCAAGAAGCCUCAAUCGCCAAAGGAGCAGAAAUCCGCUUCACAGCAAAAUUCUGCAAAACCCCAGACUACAAAAUCCACCCCCGCUGGAAAACUUGGAGCUAAAAACAUCUCAAAAGCCAAAAAUGUCUCCACACAACACGUAGCUGCAGAAAAAUCCAGCACAGGUGGAAAAAGUGCAGUGAAAUCGGUUGAAGUUAACGAGGAGGGUUCAGUGGUCCAAAAAUCCCCAAGUCCGGUAAAAAUGCCUGAUGCUGGUGAUUCCAAGGGCAAAAUAACAAACACAAAACCUGCAGAUGCACCUAGCAGGGCAGCUAAGGUAAAGGACCUGGCUCCUGAAGCAGAAACAUCCUCAAACACGGACAAAGCUGAAACCCAACCAGACAAACCUACGACUUCAGAAAACCAGCCUGUUGCUGCUGAAGCAGAAGGUGAAGAGUCCAGCCUGGUGCCAGAGAACACGACCAAAACUGUCUACACAGAAGAAACCUCUGAAAAGAAGCAAGUAGAGGAAUUUGUCAAAGCAGAUACGGUAAGAAUCAAAGUUGAAGAUGUUGAACCUGGAAAGCCUGGACCAACAGAGCCCAUGGAAGUUGUGAGUUCUGCUGAGUCCAAAGACCAAGUUGUAGAAGCUUCAAAACCAACCGUGAGUCAUCCAGCAGCUGGAGGUAAAACCCCACCUAAAACUUUUACUGAUCCACCUCAGACGCCACAAACCUCUGUGAAAGACUCAUCUCAGGUCCAACCUAUCCAAGAAUCGGAGUCCCCUGGAGACAAGUUGAAGACAAAAACUGAGCAUCAGGAGUCUCCAAGGAGGACAGAGACAAAGCUGGAAGCCAUUUUAGCUGUGAAGCCUGAGGGACCCACACCUGCUGAAACAAAGCCCACAGCUGGAGCAGGAGCAGCCGCUGAUGUUUCCUCCACAACCGUCUGGGCGAAGAUGGAAAAGCAGGAGCAAGAAGAAGAAAUAAAGAGCGCUCAGAUGGAAACUGUCACGACCCCAAUGCUUCCUACAGAACGUUCAGAAUCUACACCCCAAACCCCGUCUCCAGCAGUCUCGGCAGAACCCAUCUCGUCAGAUUCUGUCAAAGCAGGAUCAACCGUUUCCGAUAAGACGGCCGAAAAAAACGAUACGGAGAUUGUUGCGUUCUCGGAUGAUUCUCGUAAGUCCAGUGAGAAUGCGGAAAAAAAGCGGUCACCAAGAGCUCCAGUCAGUACUGCAGAAAAACAACCCACGCCUGCUCCGUCCACCUCCACCACCAAAUGUGAGGGAAAUGCUGCUGAACUUCCUCACAUCGAUGAAGACAUUUUCAAGGCAAUCACAACAGCGCUUCGUGAGCACAGACGUAGAAAAGGAGGAAAGAAAAUACCUGAAGAGGAAGAGAGUGCCACCAUAAGUAAACCAACCUCUGCAGGUGUGAAGAAAGAAAGCACACCACUCGCAAAGGAUGACAGCAAAGAUGAGGAUAAUUAUUUAGGUCGUUUUGAUGAGCUUGACUUCAACUUUGGAGAUUUUGUGACUGUUGAUGAGAUUAGUGAAGAAAUGGAUGACACGGCUGUAGAAGAUACCUCCUCUUCAUUAGAGCCAAAUACCAGAGAUAAAACGGAAAGGCAGGGCGCCGAUGUGUCCUCUGCUGCCAGAAAUACCUCAACAAGGUCUUCAAAAGACUGCAAGAGCUUAGCCUCAUCCAAAUCUGCAAAAGGCAGUGCAUCUUUAAGUUCCACGUCUGUGUCGGCAAAUAAGCAGAAACACUCCUCUGAACCCAACAAUUUUGAAACCAAAACCACAUCUGCCAGUGGCCAUACGUCUACUUCCACCUCUUCUAAGUCUGUAGAAGCUCGAGCUUCCUCUGAUCAGAAAGAUCAGUCAAACAAGAGAAAGCCUCCUAUAACAUCAUCAGAACCCUCAUCCUCAGUUCGAAGUACCCGUUCAUCAGCAGCAGCCAUCAAGUCAUCUGUAGCAACUCAGCAGGCUCAUAAAAAGGAUGUAAAACCUACAGAGUUGGCACCUGCAAUGUCUGACCACAAGGGCUCAGCAGAGAGCUGUGCUGCAAAUACUGUUGAGUCAGAGUUGAAAAUAAAAACACCAGAGAAGAACCAGCCUGCAGAGGGACAGACCUUACAGAUCCAGAAUCUGAAGACGGAUUUAAAAGAACAAUCCAUCAAAGACAUGAAGAAAAGCAAAGCAAAGGAAAUGAAAAACGACACUGAUGCCAAAACCACAGAGAAGGAGAGGGGUAACAAAGAGAAUAUACAAAUCCUUGAUUCCCUCAAUGAAAAAACUGAUGAACAGGAGCAUAAGGAACAUAAGGAGGAAGACCAAGGCAGAAGAACUGAAACCCAAAUACCUGAACCUGCUCAGGACCAGAUCAUUCAUCAAAGAGGGCUUCAGGUUGUAGCAAGUCCUGAAAAUGACGCGGCCUGUUCAGAUGAAUGCCAUGAAAUGGAAAUGGAUGAGUCUACAAAGCUGCAGGACAGUGCACUUGAAGACCAGGCUGCUACAGCUGAUGAUGGAGAUGAAGGUCCCACAAGGAUGCAGGUUUCUGAAAAGGAUGAGACUAAAGGGACCCACAGUUCUGAAGGAUCGUCAGUCAGAGGUACACCUGAUAAAAAUCAAGUUACAAGUCAAGAUACCGACCAGAUUCAAAGUAGCAGUGGUGUUGCAGCAGAUGUAAAACAAAAGGAAGAGAUCCUCUUAUCAGAGAAAAUCUGUGAAACCUCCAAAGAGGUUGGUCAGAUUUCUAGUGAAGUAGACCAGCUUCUUGAAAACAAUGACGGCGAAGACACUUUAAAAGUCCAGAAACAUGUAGGUCCUACUGACCUGCUGCCUAAAGCAGACGAUGAACCCACAGAGGAAGAGGUUUACCAAGUUAUAGAUUCACUGGAAGAUCAGCCAACAACAACUGAGGCAGAACCCGAAACUGAGAAGAAAGACCGAAAGAAAGGAGAUGCAACAACCUCUGGAGAUGAUAGACCAACCACACAUUGUCGCCUAAGGAGCAGAACAUCUAAAGGUCAAGAUAAAGAAAAAUCAUCAAAGAAGCAAGAGAGGACCAUCGAAAAACACGAGGAAACAAAGGAGAUGAAGAAAGAAGAUGAGGAAAAGAGCCACGAGGAUUUCGAGGAGAUGAUCUAUGAAGUGGUGGACUCCAUUGAGGAUGAUUCUGUUCAAGAGACCUCAACCACAAGAACUUCUGGUAGGAAACGGAGCGCCAGAGGGAACAAAAAAGAUGAGAAGACAUCAGCUCCUGUAAAAGAACCUAAAAAAUCUGACAAAGAAGAAGAAAUGUUCACAGUUUUAGACUCUGUGGAAGAGGAGAGUCCCAGUGACAAACCAGUGGUGACCAGAUCUACUAGAGGAAGAAAAGACAAGAAGGUUGAAGAAACUAGCAAAACAAGGGAAGACAAGACCUCCACAAGAAGAAGGUGCACACCAGCCAGAGAUUCCCAGGAAAAGGACAGAGAUAAAACUCUAAAACCAGAUGUUAGUGUUCCUCUUAAGGAAAGUACACCAACAAAGAAGAGUGACUCAAGGCACAUGGGUGAAGAGGAGACUACUUAUGAAGUAUUGGAUGCUGUUGAGGAAGAGAUUGUACAGCCAACAACUCAAACCCCAAGGAGAGGAAGACCAAGGAAAGACAGUAAAAAACAAACAGCAGAUGUGAAGAAGGUUGACUCAACCAGUGAGGUUGUUGAAGACGAAGCAACAUAUCAGAUUCUUGACUCGGUGGAGGAAGAGGUGGAUGAUAAUCUAGCUCCAAUAGACCUUUCUGAAAGUGCAGGAAAGUUGACAAUUUCUGCAGACGAUGACAUAACUAAGGAAAUAGUAAGGUCACCGUUAAAUGAGGAGGAAGAAUCGCCGAUUUAUCAGAUUGUAGAUUCACUGGAAGAAGAUCAGUUUCAAGAAGAGAUGAUGACAGAAACAUCCAUGCAGAAGGAGACUGAGACAAUGGGUGAUACGGUAGCAAAUACUGACCAAAUACUAUCCGGUCCCUCAACUGCAGAACCAUCAGAACAAACUGCUGGGGAGGCGGAGACUUUGUUUCGUUUAGCUGAUAAACCAUUGGAGCUUAAAGAGGAUCCAUCUGCUCUAGGAUCUGACACUGAAAAGAAGGGGUGUACAUCCAAAAAAGAUGUUAGGAGAGAAGACAAGUCUUCUUUAAAUGAGCCAGAUAGUUUCCUUGGUGCAUCAGAGAAGAUCCUAAAGUCACGGAAGAGAAAUGACACUAAAGAAAACAAAAAUGUUCUUGUGAACCUUGAUCAAGUGAGCGAAGAGGAGGAAGAUUAUCCCGAUGAUGCCGCUGAAGAAAAAGAACUGAAGAAAAGGCAAGCUGCUGCUAAGAAAAAAGAAAACGACAGAGCGGAGAAAAAGUCCAGGGAAAGAGAAUCUAGGGAGCGAAGGAGUCAAAGCAGCAACAGCAGAGGAGGGAGUGGGAAAUCAACAAGCCAAAUAGAGAAAAAGUUUCAGGAAGAUUUGGAAAAGGUGGAAGUAGACACCCAGGAUCUGGUGACUCUUGAUGAGGUGGGAGAAGAUGAAGCUGGAGAGGAAGCUGUGACAGAGGCUCCAGCAUGGGAUGGGGAGUUCACAGAAGAACUACUGCAAGAGCUUGUUACGCUGGAUGAGAUUGAUGAGGAAGACGAAGCAAAGGAAGAGCAAGAGGAAGGAAAGACUGAAGCCCCGCCUCAAAGUCAGGAGACCCAGUCAGUGGACUCUCUAAAGCCAGAGCCCUUGUCAGCUUCGACGGAAACUGCCCUGAUUGAGGAGAAGAAAAAUAAUGACGAGGAAACAAAGGAACCUUCAACCUCUUCUAAACGUAAACACUAUGAGACCAGAGAGGAAAGUGGGAACUUUGUCACCGUUGACGAGGUGGGAGAAAUUGAAGAGGAGCAAAAGGAAGUGGCAACAACAAGAGGUCGGGCCAGGAAGAGAAGUCGACAGACUCCUGUGAGAACAUCUGCCAGAGGCAAAACGGUGAAGGAACAACAUUAUGGACAAGAUGAAGAAAACAAAACCCUCACCCCUGCUUCACUCGAUUCCUCCUCGUCAGGUGACGUUCAGCCCGACAGCCAGAGGAUUGAGGACAACAACGCUGAAGCUGUUUCUACUGAACAUCAGCCCCUGCCUCAAGGUCCUGAUGGACAUGAAGUAGAAGAACUUAAAGAAGUGGAGAAGCAAGAGCACGGUGUUCAAGUUGUGGAUAAACGGAAGCAGGAGCUUACUGGACCUGAAGCAAAGCGAUCUCGUUCUCAGUCUCCAAGUGUCCCUGGGGACAUCCAGCUGCCGCCCUUUAAUCCCAAAAACCCUCUUGGUAAGGAGUUUGUGGUUCCCAGGUCUGGAUUUUUCUGUAAUUUGUGCUCUGUUUUUUACUUCAACGAGAGCACCGCCAUGGACGUCCACUGCAGCAGCCAGAAACACUACGACAACCUGCUGAAACAUUACCAGAGGCGUCAACGGAAAACUUGAAGAACAUCAACACAAAGUGUCCAAGGCUCUCUCUGACUGAUCAACUUGAACAGCAGAUCAUUUUCCUUUAACAUACGAAACCACCAACGCUUUCACUUGACCCAUGUGAUGUAUAUGAGCCAUGAUAGUAUCUCUGAGCUGAAAAAUGUGGUUUCUUUCCUUUUAUCAUUUUUUUUUUCCUAAAUCUUUUAGUGUUUCUUCAGAUUUUCUUCCUUCUUGGGCUUUAGUUAUAUACUUCAUAUAAAGAGUUGCAAAUAUGUAGGUCUUUGGGGGCUAUGCAGAAAUCCUACAGGAAUGCUCAUUUUGUUCUUAACUGAAUUGGGAAGCAAAACAGCAAAUCAGUACCGACAACUCAAACAGUAGAUGAGACUGUUGUGGACUGUUCAGAUAUUGGCUUUAUUCUACAAAUCCAAAUGUUACAUUUUCCACAUUAAUUUGUUGCUCAUUGUAUCAGUGGUACAUCGCUUUCAUGUAAAAAAUAAAAAAAUUCUCUCAAUUUUGUUAUUUAAUCUAAAUUGCAAAAGGUACCUGAUUAAUAAAAACUGCUGUUGCUCGGUCAGUUUUUUUUAGAGAGGAGGGUCUGUUUGAGUCCUUUUUUUGGUUCAUGCUGUAAGAUUUUUCUUUAAACAAGGGUCCAGUGUAUUUUAUUUCUUUGCAUGUAUUUAAAAUAUACGGUUAAAAUGUAUUGUCAUGUGUAAACAAAUUCAUAAGGCGUGAAUAUCUGAUUUGAAAUUUUCUUUGGCUCUUGAUUUAUCAGUGUUUGAAUAAAUAAAGAUUGUUUGAGACGUG